Molecule: messenger RNA, 2099 nt
Organism: Loxodonta africana (African savanna elephant)
Lineage: Eukaryota; Metazoa; Chordata; Mammalia; Proboscidea; Elephantidae
Gene: SLC39A12
Product: solute carrier family 39 member 12
Exons: 12
Coding region: 24-2099 (691 amino acids)
Biological process (GO): intracellular monoatomic cation homeostasis; zinc ion import across plasma membrane
Cellular component (GO): plasma membrane
Molecular function (GO): monoatomic cation:bicarbonate symporter activity; zinc ion transmembrane transporter activity
Source: RefSeq, a predicted model, not a curated record
CUCAAGUAAAAGGAAGAACAGAAAUGUGUUUCUGGACAAAGUUUUCAAUAUUUUGGAUGCCAUUGUUGCUUCUACUCAGCCUUAUGGUAGAAACUCAGCCAGAAAACCCUUCAACCCAGGACAACAACAGCACCUGGAGUCCAGGCCAUCUGACAGAUGUACUUCGAAUUCUCUCCGCUGGUGACCACCCACCUCUGAACCAGUCAAAAAGCCUCAUGAAAAGACUGUUGCAGGAAACUGGGUGCCCACGGAGGACAAAUGGAAUGCAAGAAGAUUGCAAUCUGUGCUUUGAACCAGAUGCUCUGUUACUGAUAGCUGGAGCAGACUUUGAAGAUCAGUUCAGAGAGGAAGUGUUCCAGAGGAUUUCCCUUCUCCUCCUCUAUUACAUUGUCCACCAGGAAGAGAUCUGCUCUUCAAAGCUCAGCAUGAGUAACACGGAGUAUACGUUCUACCUACACAGCCUCCUCAGCCUCAGGCAGGAUGAAGACUCCCACUUCCUUUCAAAGAACGAAACCGAAGAUAUCUUGGCUUUCACCAGGCAGUACUUUAACACUUCCAGGAGCCAGUGUAUGGAAACCAAAAUGCUGCAGGAAAAAUCUGGAAUACUAAGCAGCAAAGGUGCUGAUGAAAAUACACUUCCUCCAUUGGCUGCGACAAUCGUUGCUUUGUCCCUCCAAAAUGUUUGUCUGGGACAAGUAAAUGUGCCUUCCUCAGACUAUUUUACAGAAUAUAUUUUCAGUUCCUUGAAUAGCACAAAUACCCUCCAUCUAUCGGAACUAGACCAACUCCUCAACACUCUCUGGACCAAAAGUACCUGUUACAAAAGGGAUAAAAUCUACCAGCUUCAGAGAAAACAAAACAACAUACCAACCCUGGAUCGGGGCUACCCUAACUUAUCUGUAUCCGUGGACAAAGAGUCAGAAGUUGGUCCAUUUUCCUGGGAUCAGACUUGCUUCACUGCUAGGCAGCUGGUGGAGAUAUUUUCACAGAACAGCCGUUUGCCCAUUUCUAAGGAGGUCUUUAAGCAAAUGAGUCCAGCGAUCCUCCAGCAACUUCUCAGCUGCUCUUGUCAGCUGCCCAAGGACCCACAAGCAAAGCCGCCACCCACCACUCUGGAGAAAUAUGGCUACAGCACAGUGGCUGUGACACUCAUCACGCUGGGCUCCAUGCUUGGGACAACGUUGAUCCUUUUCAGCAGCUGUGAGGAGAACUACAGGCUUAUUUUACAGCUGUUUGUGGGCUUGGCUGUUGGGACACUUUCUGGGGAUGCUCUGCUCCACCUUAUCCCUCAGAUUCUUGGUUUACAUAAGCAAGAAGCCUCAGGAUUUGGACAUUUCCAUGAAAGCAAGGGUCAUAUCUGGAAACUGUUGGGACUAAUUGGAGGCAUCCAUGGCUUUUUCUUAAUAGAAAAAUGUUUUAUUCUUCUUGUAUCACCAAAUGCCAAGCAGGACGCGUCUCUGGUUAAUGGCCAUGUGGGACACUCCCACCAUUUUGCACUGGACUCUGAGUUGAGUGACCAGUCAGGCGGGGGCCAAUCUACGUCAACCAUCCAGUUGAAAAGCCCAGAAGAUUCACAGGCAGCUGAAAUUCCUAUACGCCGUAAGACAGCCUUCAACCGGAAAUGCAACACCAUGAGCUUGUUAGCAAUAAUGAUACUGGUUGGGGAUAGCCUGCACAAUUUUGCAGAUGGCCUAGUGAUAGGAGCAGCCUUCUCAUCUUCAUCUGAGUCGGGAAUAACCACAACAAUUGCUAUCUUGUGUCAUGAAAUUCCACAUGAAAUGGGUGACUUUGCUGUGCUCUUGAGCUCUGGACUUUCUGUUAAGAUUGCCAUUCUCGUGAAUUUUAUGAGUGCUCUAACUGCCUUCAUAGGACUCUACAUUGGCCUUUCAGUAUCAACUGAUCCAUGUGUUCAAAACUGGAUCUUAACGGUUACUGCUGGGAUGUUCUUAUAUUUAUCCUUGGUGGAGAUGCUUCCUGAAAUGACUCAUGUUCAAGCGCGGCGACCCUGGUUGAUGUUUCUCCUGCAGAACCUUGGAUUGAUCCUAGGCUGGCUUUUUCUCUUACUGUUGGCUAUAUAUGAAGAUAAUAUUAAAAUAUGA